AUGAAGGACCAAUCCAGCUUGUCAGCCUUGUCAGAUCCUUGUCCAGGUACUCAAAAGAACACCAAGAAAGGACCUGUAAUCGACGAGAAAGACUACAAGCGUGAGGAAGUUGAGAAGAAUUUAAUGUCCAUGAAUGCACUGACGUAUGUUGCAGGAUACCUACUGCGAAAAUGCCUGGGGAAACACAAAUGCCUUACUUGUGCACAGAAGCUUACCAUGACCAGCCUGACCAACAGCAGCCAGCUACUGUGCUAUUUUAAAGCUUAUGGAAACAAGAGUGACUUUGGAGGACUGACUGUUCCUCAAGAUGAAUUUAUUCAGUAUGUCACUAAAAUAGAGAGCAAAGUUGUUGAUGAAAUUAGUUGUAAUAUCCAAAGACCAAAAAUUGCAGAGCACAUAAUUGCAAAAUUGCCAAAGUUUUGUGUAUCAGAGUGUCCUUAUUUCCCAAGCAUGUACCUCAUUGAGUUAUUUGUGAAAAUGCGUUUGCAUUACAUUUUAAAGUUCAACAACCAAGAAUUAAGAGCAAGAAAGACAGGAAGAAAAAACAGAAAGUAUAUCAAGAUUCAGCACUUAUGA
Messenger RNA from Paramuricea clavata, 576 nucleotides. The record is from the annotation of a GenBank genome assembly. Lineage: Eukaryota; Metazoa; Cnidaria; Anthozoa; Malacalcyonacea; Plexauridae.